This is a messenger RNA of Spodoptera frugiperda (fall armyworm), 2215 nucleotides long. It is a transcript of the gene Fem-1, whose product is annotated as protein fem-1 homolog B. Bases 170 to 2134 code for a protein of 654 amino acids. NCBI's taxonomy places the organism in Eukaryota, Metazoa, Arthropoda, Insecta, Lepidoptera, Noctuidae. The transcript is spliced from 15 exons. The record is from RefSeq and is a predicted model, not a curated record. Gene Ontology annotation, molecular function: protein binding.
AAUUCAGGAAUCAGUCAGCCGCACUAUUCGUCAGUUUUUCAUUCAGUGAAAAAGUUGUCUUGAUAUUUUGCUGCUGAGUUGUUUUAAAAAUUAUCAAUAAAUAGACAUACGUGCCCGUGUUGUGUUGAUGAAAUAAAACGGUGUGUUAAGAUAUAACAGUGGUUAGAUAAUGGAAGACAAAUUAAUGUUAGAAGAUUUGUCUAGCCCCUUGCAAGAACGGGUGUUUUUCGCUGCCAGAGAUGGAAUGUCUUUAACCCUUUACGCUUUAUUAUACGAGAAAAACACAGAUGAAAUUGACGAGUUAUUAAAUAGCGACAUAUGUUGUGAUGGAGUAAAGUGCACACCGUUGAUAGCAGCAGCUAGACAUGGGCGGGAAGGUGCCGUCCGCAUCUUGCUGGAGAAGUUCCGCCCACCAGUCAGGACUGAGACAGAAGGCACUGUCAAAUUCGAUGAAUAUGUUAUUGAAGGAGCCACGGCGCUAUGGUGUGCAGCAGGGGCGGGGCACCUCGGCAUCGUGAAGCGACUGGUCAGAGCUGGUGCCAACGUGAACCAUGCCACCAAAACACUAAGCACGCCCCUCAGAGCCGCCUGCUUUGACGGAAGACUGGAUAUUGUCAAGUACUUGGUCAGGCAUGGAGCAGACGUACACAAGGCUAACAAGUACAACAAUACUUGUUUGAUGAUAGCAGCGUAUAAAGGACAUUUGGAUGUGGUAAAGUUUUUACUAGACAGCGGCGCACGAGUCGACGAGCGAGCGUUAUGCGGUGCGACGGCGCUACACUUCGCGGCGGAGUGCGGGCACGUCGCAGUCGUAUGCGCACUCAUUGACCACCACGCCAAGAUACUUACCAAUGAAAAUGGUAUGACACCGUUACAAUGCGCGGCGGAGCGUGCGCGUGCGUCGGUAGUGGAGAUGUUGGCAGUCCGGCCCGAGGUGACGCGGGCGCAGGCCAUCGAGGCGUUCGAACUGCUCGGGGCUUCCUUCGCGAACGACAAGGAGUACUAUUGCCUUAGGAUGGCGUACCAGUACUUACACAGAGCGAUGACGAUGCGGUAUGACACUCGAUAUGGCCUUCUAUUGAAGAAACCAGCUGAUCCUAUACCAGCGUACGACAACUGGAAGGAGAGUACUACGAUAGAGGAGGUGGAGGCGCUGGUGGGCAACGCGCACGCGCUGCACAUGGAGGGGCUGGCCGUGCGCGAGCGCGUGCUGGGCGCGCGCUGCCCCGACCUGCCGCACCCCAUCGUCUUCCGCGGCGCCGUCUUCGCCGACGAGGCGCGCUUCGACCGCUGCCUCGCGCUCUGGAGGCACGCGCUGCAUCUAAGGCAGCAUAACGAGGUCUCGGUCGUGAAGGACCUGCUUAGAUUUGCUCAAGUGUUCUCACAAAUGAUACACAUUGGAAUUGAACUACCUCUUGCACAGGUGUGUUUCGUGUUAGAAGCAUGCGCAGAAGAGCUGCGCAGAGGCACGAAACGUUUAGAGAAGCCACAAAUAAAUCAUGAUCCGGAAUCCUUAGUAGACGAGUACGAGAGCAACGUGCGCACGGCGCUCUACCUCGUCGCCGUCGCCGCCAGGCUGCUCGACAACGCUGAUAACUGUGAGGACACAACAAGCUUAGUGCGGCGUGCAAUAUUCAGACUGCGGAACGUGCGCUUACGCAGCGGGCAGACGUUACUCCAUCUAGCGGCCGACAGGCGGACACCCGUCGACGACUUCCAUACCAGUGAUGUGUGCCAGUUCCCGUGCGUGCGCACGACGCGGCUGCUCCUGGAGUGCGGCGCGGAGGUGGACGCGGCCGACGACUCGCGCCGCACCGCGCUGCAUGUCGCGCUCAUCUCCUACCAACUCACUACUGAUGAACGGGAGCAGUGGAGCGAGUCUCUAUGCGCAGUGGUAUGUGAGCUACUGGUGGCGGGGGCACAUGUCGACGCCAUGGACGCCGAUGGAAUCACGCCACUCGUCGCCUCUAUCGGAGGUCCAGCAGAAUCAGUAGUCCGUGGAGCCCUACGGCCGCGCCUGUCGUGCCUGGCGGCCGGAGCCCUGGCGUGCGCGGGGGCGCGCUACCGACCAGACCACGUGCCCCGCGACCUGCACGCCUUCCUCACCAUGCACGGCGUCAGACCCUACCACUAACACAAGUAACUACUUCUACUCUACAUCAGUAUCAUCAACAUCGUGGGAGUCCACUGCUGGGGCCUUAGUCUGCUAUUACAA